UCUCACUGCGCCAUUAUGUGUGUUUUGGGAAUUCCAGAGCGAGACAAGCGGGUAUUGGUCUACUGAGGGAUGCAAGCUUGAAUCCACGAAUGACAACGUGUCUGUCUGUACGUGUGACCAUGUUACUAAUUUUGCAGUUCUGAUGAGCCCUUUUAGAGAGGCUGAUGCUUCCUCAAAGGCUCUGCGGAUUAUUUCCAUUGUUGGUAUCGGAGUGUCCAUGGCAUUUCUGUCGGUAACGUUUGGAGUGUAUUUCAUUCUUUGGAAGUAUUUGCGAAAUGACCGCACGACAGUGCUGAUGAAUUUGUGUGCUGCGCUUAUGAUUGCCUAUAUCACUUUUUUGUCUGGAGUUGACAGCACGGAAAGCAAUUGAUGCCAGCCGUUAUUGUGGGAAUAUUGCUCGGAGCAUCAAAACUUGAAGGCUACGG
This is a messenger RNA of Mercenaria mercenaria, 425 nucleotides long. Its product is annotated as adhesion G-protein coupled receptor G2-like. Bases 143 to 370 code for a protein of 75 amino acids. The transcript has 5 exons. Gene Ontology annotation, cellular component: membrane. NCBI's taxonomy places the organism in Eukaryota, Metazoa, Mollusca, Bivalvia, Venerida, Veneridae. Gene Ontology annotation, biological process: adenylate cyclase-activating G protein-coupled receptor signaling pathway. The record is from RefSeq and is a predicted model, not a curated record. Gene Ontology annotation, molecular function: G protein-coupled receptor activity.